Didymosphaeria variabile is the source of this 438-nucleotide messenger RNA. RefSeq lists its product as uncharacterized. The transcript is spliced from 4 exons. Bases 1 to 438 code for a protein of 145 amino acids. NCBI's taxonomy places the organism in Eukaryota, Fungi, Ascomycota, Dothideomycetes, Pleosporales, Didymosphaeriaceae. The record is from RefSeq and is a predicted model, not a curated record.
AUGGCCGACGACACACGGGAACCUUCCGCUCCCACACCCCCGCCUCCGCGCGCCCCCGCAAACAUAAUGCCUGGUGGUACUGCCCAUACAGCAGGCGGCCAGAAGGCCGAUGACAAUGUCUCCUACGUCGACGUGGUCCGAAACCUCCCCGCAGACUACUACCUCAACUUCUACAAGCGGCCGGGCUGUGAUGUCAAGACCGGUAAUAACUUGUUCGAAUUAUGCGGUAGCGGCGUGUACUAUCGGCGGAAGGAGAAGGACGGCAUGAAGCAAGCGCAGGAGCUGAUGGAAAAGAAACGCGCGACCAUCGAAGCAAAGAAGGAGGCGCGAAGAAAACAGCGCGAAGAACAAGACAAGCUGGAAGAGGCGCGGCGAUUAGAAGAGCAAAGGCGGAAAUCAUGGGGUCACUGGUUCGACAAGAACGUGCGGUUUUGGUAG